Molecule: messenger RNA, 1725 nt
Organism: Drosophila nasuta
Lineage: Eukaryota; Metazoa; Arthropoda; Insecta; Diptera; Drosophilidae
Product: putative serine hydrolase
Exons: 2
Coding region: 125-1129 (334 amino acids)
Cellular component (GO): membrane
Source: RefSeq, a predicted model, not a curated record
CACUUUUGAUCAUAUGUUUUAAUUUCGUUUGAGCAAGUGCACGUUAGCUGUAGUUGUUGCCGCCAGUGAUAUUAUUCAAUACGUUUGGCACACACAAAGUGUAAUACUCACUACAAAAACUCAAAUGAAGGGUCCAAGGAGUCUCCUGAGCCUGCUGGCAAGUGGAGCACAGCAUAGUCUACGUCACGCUCACGGUCAAAGUUCAGCGAAUAACUUGAAGGCGCUCACAAAACAUUACGAGGAAGUCAGCAUCCCGGUGCCUUGGGGCCACAUUGCAGGCAAAUGGUAUGGCCCGAAGCAUGUUCGUCCCAUUCUGGGCAUGCACGGCUGGCAGGACAAUGCCGGUACCUUCGAUACGCUUGCUCCGCUGCUGCCCAAUCACCUGCCAUUGCUCAGCAUCGAUGCACCUGGCCAUGGACUGUCAUCGUGGUUACCAAAUGGCGUCAUGUAUCACUCCAUUGAUUAUGUGCACAUGAUUCUGCGCAUUAUGGAAGAGUAUAAUUGGGACAAGGUAUCCAUAUUGGGUCACUCGAUGAGCUCGUUCAAUGGCUUUGUGUUCAGUGCCCUGUUCCCCGAUAAAGUGGAUACGUUCAUUGGCCUCGACAUUCUUAAGCCACCCAUACGCAAUAGUAAACAAAUUGUGGAUGCAUUGUCCGAACGUCUGGAGGGUUCGAUGAAGCUAGAGCGAAGGUUACGCAGCGGUGGCGAACCACCAGCUUAUGAAUGGGAUCAACUGGUGGAACGACUGCAUCAAGGCUCCAACAAGUCGAUCGAUAUGGAGGCAUGCAAGUACCUGUUGCAGCGCAAUGUUAAACCCUCGAGUCAUGAGCCGCACAAGUAUUACUUUUCGCGGGACAAUCGACUGAAGACCUCUCAGUUCUACACUCUCUCACUUGAAGUUGUGCUGGAGAUGGCUGCACGUAUUAAGGCGCCACAUCUGUUUAUCAAAGCUCUGCAGGCUCCUUACUAUGAGGAUAAGAAAUAUUAUGAUGCCACGAUGGAGGUGCUGCGCAAGAAUCCGCUGUUCGAGUAUCAAGAAGUUGAGGGAUCGCAUCAUGUGCAUCUCAAUGAGCCCGAGAAGGUGGCGCAUAUUAUCAACUCGUUUAUUAACCGAUGCAGACCCUUAUGAGAGUGUGAUAAAUCCUUACUCAACUGCCCUCCCAGCACUGUACAAACUUAACCCUCCCUUAGCUAAGCUAUUGUUUGAUAUUUAAAUGUUUGACUAUUGACAUUUGUGGCCACAAGACGAACGAAUUUAGACGAUAAGAGUAAUAAAAACGAAACAACAUGUUGAUUCUAUUUAAGUUUAAUUACCGUUUGAUACUGGCAAUAACAUUAAUGUUAGGAUAAAAUUGCAAACAUUGAAAACUUUUGCGAGUUAGUUUUGUAUGUUUGGAAUUAGCGCCGUAACUAAAAUUAACCAAUAAUAAUAAUAGUAAAAUACUACGCACACAAUGCUCUGAAUAAACAUUUCUUGGAUCAUUAUCAUCAAAUUCGUAAUGUUCAUUGUGCGUCGUCCGUUUAUUCAGAAUGUAAAAUGUACAGAACAAUUUAAAAGAAAUUGUUAACCAUGUGGAAAAGUGACGAUCUACGAUUUUGGGGAAUCUUGAGCUGUGCACGGCACAACCGAAUAGAUCGUCAACAUUUCUCCAUAUCUUACAACAUAAAAUUAAACAAUUUUUAAAAAUAAAUUAAAUUAUGCAUGCGUAGUUUACAAUUAGCUAA